This is a messenger RNA of Dicentrarchus labrax (European seabass), 2556 nucleotides long. It is a transcript of the gene lrrc18b, whose product is annotated as leucine rich repeat containing 18b. The coding region runs from base 312 to 1001 and encodes 229 amino acids. Gene Ontology annotation, molecular function: protein binding. NCBI's taxonomy places the organism in Eukaryota, Metazoa, Chordata, Actinopteri, Moronidae. The transcript is spliced from 3 exons. The record is from RefSeq and is a predicted model, not a curated record.
GCCUGGGAACAAAAGAAAACAAAUCCCAUGUCUGAGUCCAGGCUGGCGCUGCAAUCUGUCUGACAAACAGCCACUGCACAACUUGUCAACUCUUUUCUUGUCUAACUACAGAAAUCGGAUUUGGCAGGCUUAGCGUUAUUUACAACUCUCUACUCUGACAUCUUGUAUAAUUAUUAUCCUGGAGAAAGAGGGAGUCAAGUGACACUGAAACAGCACAACGUGUCUGUGGAGUCUUAUUCCCUUCAGUCUCCUCUCCUUUCCUGGUAUUCAGUGUGUCGGAUCAAAGGACGUGGACUCAUUAAUGCUGCAGAAUGGCCAAGGGAAAGAAAACCAAACAGGCUAAAGGUAAGACAAUCACCUUGAAAAUGGCUCAGAACUGCGUGCAGUUGGCGCUGGAUGGGAAACGCAGUCUGGACCUCAGUUUCAAGGAGAUCUCCACCGUGCCAAAGUGCAUCCAGAAGCUGUGUGACAUGGAUGAACUGGACCUGAGCAGGAACAUGAUCAGAAAGGUCCCGGACUUUAUUGAACAAUUCAUCAGCAUCUGUGUUUUGGAUCUGCACAGCAACUAUCUGGAGCAGAUCCCUGCGACUAUCGGCCGUCUCCAGAACCUGAUGCUCUUGAACCUGUGUAACAACCGUCUGACGAGCCUUCCCAGUGAGAUCGGCCUGCUGAAGAAACUCCACACGCUCAACCUCGGUCUCAACCAUCUGGACGCUCUCCCUGCCUCCAUUGGUGCACUGAAGGAGCUCCGCCACAUCGGCCUCUCUGACAACCGAUUCACCCGCGUCCCCGGCUGCCUCACGAGGCUGGACAAGCUGGAGAAGGUCAACCUGGACAGGAACCCCAUCAUCUCUGAGCAGUCACCCAGCCAUGAGUCAAUCGCGAUAACAGAGAGGCUUUACCUGGUCAAGGAGAGCUUCCUGUGUGGGGACUGCCUGAAUAAGUGCCAAACUGAGAGGAAGAAGCUGGAGGAUGUGGAAGAAAGAAAAUAUGAGCCCUAAUUACUGAGUAUACCCAACUUUUGUGACCCAGGAAGACAGAGAGAUGUAGAGAUUGGUUUCAGUUUAAAAACACAUUUCAAUUUCAAAUCAUUAUUUAUUACCAGUUUAAAACCCAAGCACAUGAGCUGAUUUCACGCUGUACUGUACCCUAAUUGUAAAGUUUUAACAUGCACUACAGCACCAUCUGCAGUUUUAACAGUAACAAGCCUAAUUAAACAUCCACUAGAUUACAUGAUGCACUAACAUUGUUACAAACUGACUUUUGUACAGCUGGUAUCAAUAGACCUUUUUUACAGCAGCCAUUUUUACAUUAAAGUGUAGGGUAAACACAGGUUACCAAUCACACUAAAUAAAUCAUUGGUAGCGCCUGUGUUUAUCCUACUAUUUUAUGUCAAAAUGGCUGUGGAAAAGGUCGAUUGAGUGUUUUUCAGGGAUGUGGAUGCUUCUGAACACAUCAUUUUUUAACUCACAUUUCUCGUUCAGCUCCAAUUUUAACCAACAGACCAUCUCACCCUUCUAAGGUUUCACAUUGUUAAAAGAAAUUAGCUUCAUUUCCAGUGGGCCUCCUUGAUGACAGAAACCUAAUCCGGUUUCACUUUUGUGAUUACCUAUGGUUUAUAGUAGGACGUAGUGUUAAAAUACAAUUCUCAAGCAAGUUUUAACUCAAUGAAAAUGAACAAAGGAAAAUGUUCUGUAAAUACUUUGUACUGUACUGCAGGUGUUGACAAUUUGGCCUAGAGGGCAGCAAAGACCACUAGAGGCCACAAAUACCCACUGAGUACCAGUAGCAGCUUUCUGUCAUUGAUUCCGAAUGUUUCACAAGCAAUAAAUUAUGACUUUCAUUACAUUAAAAGUAUUGUGUCAAUACAGCGUUAGCACUGUCAAGGAAACUAAUGUGUUUAUUUGAAAGGUCUUGAAAAAAGGCAGGGCUGCACAUCAUAUGCAAUCUUCACUGUAGGAAAUAAAGUAAAAUUAACUGAGUCACAGCAGUGUGAAUCUACGUUUAAAGAGUAAGCAUAAUUUAUUCAGCCGCUGUCUUAGAAAACAUUGUUUCGAAGGGAUGAAGACCAUAGCUUCUGCCCUGUUUCUUCCUCUCCUGAUAAAGAUCAAUUCUCUUUCACAACCUCUUCUCAUCGUCCUUACUGCGUCCACACAAACAAUCAAUACAAUCUGAAAAUGGCAAAUAACCUCAGAGGCCGUGUCACCCACUUUUCACCACAUCGCUGAGCUGAAGAGUGCUGAGGAGACUGGAUUAAGAUCUCAGCCGAUAGGUUCAUUAGGAAGCAAGCUCCCUGGUAUUGACUCAUAUUGUGAGACGUAAAGGAAAGACAGAGGUACCUAUAUACCUAUGAUCCUUUAUAAUGGUUGAAAAACUCCACCAUUUCAAACAAAUUAAAAAAUGCUGCUCGAGGCAGAUUUAAGGUAUUGACCACUACUGUAUUUAUAGCUGUAACCAUUUUAUGGAUUUUUUUUCUGAUUUGUCUGUUUCUGUUAAAUUAAUGUUUACACCACAUUACAGCUGCUUUAUCCUGUUUGAAAUAUAUGAUCUAUCUAU